Molecule: messenger RNA, 1722 nt
Organism: Gekko japonicus
Lineage: Eukaryota; Metazoa; Chordata; Lepidosauria; Squamata; Gekkonidae
Gene: TRMT5
Product: tRNA methyltransferase 5
Exons: 5
Coding region: 92-1603 (503 amino acids)
Biological process (GO): tRNA N1-guanine methylation; mitochondrial tRNA methylation
Cellular component (GO): cytoplasm; mitochondrial matrix
Source: RefSeq, a predicted model, not a curated record
CCUCCGUCACGCGGUUCCGGCUUUCCUCGGCGGCGGCGGCGGCUGAUGAUGAGGGGGGCGCGCCUUGGAGGCCUGACAGGCUGAGGCCGGCAUGAGGAUUUUCAGGCCAUUAAAUGGCUUCUUUGCAAGACUCCCGAAAAUAAAACCUUUUGGAACGACCACAUCGAAUACAUCACUUCCAGCUGUCCGGGCGCUUUGGGGGCAGUCUUUUGAUCAGCUGCCUGGACGUCUCUUAGCAGCUCAGAGGCAUAAUUUCUCCACCAUGCCGGAGAUACUGGACAGUCAAGCUGACCUCGACCUGUACACGCCUCAUCCCAGAGUCCGUGGAAUGACCACCCUGGACCGAGCGGCUUUCACAAAGGAGGUUGUCGUCCCAGCGCUCAGUGUUAAGAAAGACAUCCUUCACAAAGUGGCGAAGACUAUCAAAGGUGUCCUGCUCCAGCGACCAGGCUUAAAGAGAGUUGUGGAGGAUCCAGGUGACAAAGGCAAAAGGUUAAUUUUGUUGGAUCCUCGUCAAAUCCCUGCGGACUAUUCACUGGGUGAAGCAGAGCAAGAGGUCUUAAAGAGCUUCGAUGUCAGCCCCGAGGUACUCAAGUACAACCUGGAACUCACCUAUGAUAAUUUCAAGGUGGAAGAAGUUCUACAAGCUGUGCUUCCGGAGGGUCAGGAAGUGACCACUGCAUUCAGCAGAAUCGGCCAUAUAGCUCAUUUGAAUCUGAGAGACCAUCAGCUGCCCUACAGACAUUUAAUCGGCCAAGUUAUCAUUGACAAGAAUCCAGGACUCACCUGCGCCGUAAACAAGACCAAUAUCAUAGACAGCGCCUAUCGAAACUUUAAAAUGGAGGUGGUCGCCGGAGAGGAAGGCAGUAUGAUAACGAAGGUUAAAGAACACUACAUCACAUACGAAUUUGAUUUUUCCAAAGUCUACUGGAACCCCCGCCUCUGCACGGAGCACUCGCGCAUCGUCGACCUCUUGAAGCCGGGAGACUUCCUCUUCGACGUCUUUGCAGGAGUGGGGCCUUUCGCUGUCCCGGCGGCGAAGAAGAAGUGUGUCGUGUUUGCAAACGACCUCAACCCCGACUCCCACCACUGGCUGCAGCACAACUGCAAGUUAAAUAAGGUGGGCGGGAAAGUCCGCCUCUUCAACAUGGACGGCCGGGACUUCUUGGAGGGGCCCGUGAAGGAAGCCCUGACUCAGCAGCUCGCCUCGAAGGACCGGAAGCACGCCUUGCAUAUCGUCAUGAACUUGCCAGCCAUGGCCGUAGAAUUCCUAGACGUCUUCAGGCACCUCUUGGACGGAGAGCCGGGCGGCACUGACCUUCCCACGGUGCACUGCUACAGUUUCUCGAAGCAUGACGAGCCGUCGCGAGAUGUGCAGGAACGAGCAGAAGCCCGCCUGGGGACUUCCUUAGAGGGCCGCUGUUCUGUAGACCUGGUGAGGAAUGUGGCGCCCCAUAAGGAAAUGAUGCGCAUUAGCUUCCGCAUCCCAGCUGAGGUGUUGUACAAGGAACAGCCUUCCCAUGCAGGUGUCCAAGAACCAGCCUCCAAACGCCUGCGCCCAAGCGAAGAGCCCCCAGAACAAACCGAGAAGGAGCCCGUUUAGGAGUCUCGAAACGUUGAAAGAAAGCCAAGUGGAACAAGUGGGCUUCCUUGUAAGAAAAGCUGAAACACUCGCCUCGGAAAGCUUCAUGCUGCAGCAUCAUUUUGUUUUUCCCCCAGUUC